This is a messenger RNA of Hippocampus zosterae (dwarf seahorse), 1478 nucleotides long. It is a transcript of the gene sec22ba, whose product is annotated as SEC22 homolog B, vesicle trafficking protein a. Gene Ontology annotation, biological process: retrograde vesicle-mediated transport, Golgi to endoplasmic reticulum; endoplasmic reticulum to Golgi vesicle-mediated transport; vesicle fusion with Golgi apparatus. Lineage: Eukaryota; Metazoa; Chordata; Actinopteri; Syngnathiformes; Syngnathidae. The record is from RefSeq and is a predicted model, not a curated record. Gene Ontology annotation, molecular function: SNAP receptor activity. The transcript has 5 exons. The coding region runs from base 76 to 723 and encodes 215 amino acids. Gene Ontology annotation, cellular component: Golgi membrane; ER to Golgi transport vesicle membrane; endoplasmic reticulum membrane.
AAAAAAAACUUCGUGAAGUUUGGCGUCUCGGGGUUAUAAAAGUUAACGCGUGUGAGUUUUUCGACCUCCAGAAGGAUGAUUUUCCUGACAAUGAUCGCUCGUGUGGCUGACGGAUUGCCGCUCGCCGCUUCCAUGCAAGAGAAUGAUCAGUCAGGAAGAGAUCUCCAGCAGUACCAGAGUCAAGCCAAGCAGCUGUGCCGCAAACUUAAUGCUCAAAGUCCAGACCGGUGCACGCUGGAAGCAAAAGACAUCAGCUUUCAUUAUUUAAUAGCAGAAGAUGUUUGCUACCUGUCCCUUUGUGAGCCAUCAUUCCCCAAGAAAAUUGUGUUUGCCUACCUGGAGGACCUUUAUCAUGAAUUUUCUGACCAGUAUGGGAGGAGGAUUUCCACAGUCACAAGGCCAUACUCCUUCAUCGAGUUUGACACAUACAUCCAGAAAACCAAAAAGUCAUACAUUGACAGUAGGGCCAGGAGGAACUUGGGUAGUAUCAACACAGAGCUGCAGGAUGUUCAAAAAAUUAUGGUGGCCAAUAUUGAAGAAGUUCUGCAACGUGGAGAAGCACUUUCUGCCCUUGACACAAAAGCCAGCAAUCUGUCCACCUUGUCGAAGAAGUACCGCAGCGAUGCCAAGUACCUCAACACCCGCUCCACAUACGCCAAAAUAGCUGCUGUGGCAGUCUUCGUCAUCACACUCAUCAUCUAUGUACGCUUCUGGUGGCUCUGAUGGAAUUUUGACAACGUUUGGGGGGAUUUCUCAGAGAGCAGCACGUUUAAAUUGAGUUCAUUGGUUGUACUACGGAAAGCCAUUUGAGCAUUUAUUCGAGAUCCAUCUUCAGGGCAAUGUUCUUGUGCGCUCUUUGUCCUCACGUGCAGGACAACAAUGGGGGGGAUAUUGAAUAAAUGCUCAGAACAGCGACCAUAUGAUGAAGGCAAAUGUUUCAACAGUGGCCUUGUUGGAGACAAUGAGUCUCGAGCGACUUUGAGGGAGUCUUGCUCUGGAAGCAGGCUUGUGGUGCGUUCAAAAAGUUCAACUGUGCUGAUGAGUCGUGUUUACAUGUUUGUUUUAGGGGAGAUAUCUUUAAGUUAAGCCUUAAAAACUGUGACUAAAAAUGUUCAAUGUUAAUGAACAAAGUUGUAAGUCUUAAAAGGGAUUAAAAAAAUAUAUACCCAGAUGUCAGUGUUUUCUUGUGAAAUUUAUUAAUAUCAGUACUGUAGACAGGUGUACAAUGUUUACACGGCACAUACAAACCAUUUUGUCGGACACGUAACGACUACAUAUCUGUACAAUCUGAUCCAUGAGCCAAAAAGCCAAGUUUUACAAAAAGGUGAUAAACACAAACUUUACCCAAUUAAAAAGUAGCUUGUAAGUCCUGACAAUAUUCCUCAGAAGUCUUCUCUGUUCAAACAAAACAAACAUCUCUGAAAGUUUGCCCAGUUUGUUGUUACACAUCAAAUUACAUUUUAUAACACUUAAAACAA